CUCGGUGAGGCAGACUGGGAAAAGUUUGGAGACGCCGAAGGAUCUGCCGGCGGAGGGGCUGAGACGGAGACACCCCCCCCCCAUUCCGAGCGGCUUGAGGUCGGACGUGCAUUGGGGGCCUCCGGAGUCGGCAGGACAACCUGCCGCGAAGACCUUGUACAAGGUGAAUGAUGAGGAGCCUUCCCAGGUGGCAGCGGUGCUGCUGCGGCUGCUGUCGGCUGCCCUUGCUCUGGGUUGCGCUGGCCGUCUGCACGAUGAUUGGCUUCACGGUUCAGCUCCUGGGCAUCUCCCUUCCGAAGAGCAGGGUGUCCUCGGCUCUGCUGCUCCCUCCCCUGCCUGCUCCGGUCCCCUCAGCAGAACCUGCGGGGGUGGGGGAUGAAGAGCCCGUCAGCCCCCUCCUCUCCUGCCAGCCACGGCAACACCUGGUCUUCCUGAAGACCCACAAGACCGCCAGCAGCACCCUUGUCAACAUCCUGCACCGCUUUGGGGACACGAGAUCAUUACGAUUCGCCCUGCCGACCGGCUACCAGUUCAACUAUCCCAAGCUUUUCCAGGCACGGCGUGUAAAAGGGUGGCACCCCGAGGGGCCGCCAUUCGACAUCCUUUGCCAUCACAUGCGCUUCAACUUGCUUGAGGUCCAGAAGGUGAUGCCCAUAGACAGUUUCUAUUUCUCCAUAGUGCGGGAUCCAGCUUCCUUGGCUGAAUCGGCUUUCUCCUAUUACCGGGGUGUGGUCCCUGCCUUCCGCCGGGCUCGCUCACUGCCGGAGUUCCUGGCUUCUCCACAGAACUUCUACCGGCCUGGUGAGCGUGGCAGCCACUAUGCUCGCAACCUGCUCUGGUUUGACUUUGGCCUUGAUCCACCAGCAAACCCCGGCUUAGCCACAAUCCACGCUGCCCUGCUGGGACUGGAUCGUAUUUUCCACCUUGUGCUGCUAACAGAAUACAUGGAUGAGUCACUGGUCCUGUUGCGUGAUGCCCUCUGCUGGAGCUUUAAGGAUGUGGUGGCUUUCCAGCACAACCUGCGCAAUCCAGAGGCGGUUCACCAGCUGGGGCGCACCGAUGCAGCUCAGCUCCGUGCUUGGAAUCACCUGGAUUGGCAUCUCUACACUCACUUCAAUCGCACUUUCUGGGCACGUGUGAAACACUUUGGCACUGCCCGCAUGGCUGGGGAAGUGGCCAUUCUCCGAAAGCAGCGGGCAGAGUUUACGCAGCGCUGUUUACAGGGCGGGGGACCGCUGGAGCCGGGCCACAUUGCUGAUGAGCAUAUCCGUCCCUUCCAGUUUGGGCAGGUGCCAAUCCUGGGUUAUGCCCUACAACCCAGCCUGGCAUCCGGCCUGCAGGUCGUGUGUCAGCAGAUGGUCACUCCUGAACUGCAGUACAAGGACCUCCUUGAUGCCAAGCAGUUUCCCCACCCCUACAAGAGAGGCAACCUCAGACAGGGAGGGGAAGGCGCUCACAAUAGCUCUGGGCAGAAGCCAUCCGACUGAAGUGCCCCCCCGCCCGGCGCUCUGUGGGACACUCCCAUCCAUGCAGGAUGCAAUGGGCAGAGGGGCCCUCGGAGAGCUGCAGGGAUAUGCAAUGCCAGAGAAAUGAAGAGGUUCCCGUGUUUUGAGAGGCAAAAGGCUAUCAGUUCUUUUAAACAGCUUGGGGUUGCUUAAGACUCGGAGACAAACAGGGCCACGCACCCUCCCUGGCAUCUAGCACACCCAGCAGCUUCAUGUGAGAGGAGCUUCCGUAAUUGGAAUUUCUUAUGACUGAGCCAGGAAGAGCAUGACCCCCUCCCCUUUGGCUAAUAUCUGGCCCUUCGCUAGUAUUUUUCCCCCUCCCACCCUAACAAGGCAUCUUCCAAAGCCUGGUAGACCAGCAUUCUUGGGGGGAAGAGGUUAGGCUCUCACUCCACCCUUUGGCCCACCAAAGUGCUCCUGCUGUCUGGCUGUGGAGUGCCUCUCUCCCCUGCCACUGUCUUGCCCCAGAGGCAGUGGGGCUCAUACCCAGAAGGCCAGGGAAGCUGAAGCGGCCACGGGGCUUCCUGGUUCUUCUCUGCACAUCCUUCUCUGCUUGGGGAAAGGAGGCUGUACCGGAGACUUCUCAGGCAGAGAGGCUCCGGUGGCCAUGCAGACAGCUCAAGGACCCAGGCAGCAGGGCCAUAUUUGGGGAUCCUGAGCCCAGGGUUGGAGCUGGGGCAGAAACUCAAGGACCUGUGGAGGCACUGCUGGCAAACACUGGGAGAGAAUGAAGCUGCACUGAAGUUGACGAGAAAGCCAGCAAGAUACAGAACCAACCCAGAAUGGGAAGGAAGGUGAGGAAACAAUAAUUGUUUCAACAAUUAAUCAUUCAGAGUUUGUGACUCAAUUAGAAGGGCUUAAUUUAUGGAGAGUUUCACAUACAGAAUAAAAAAUUGCAAGAAAUAAAAGGCUUCCGGAGAAAGGCCAUUCCAAUAGCUUCUUUAGCUUUGCCUAAACCCAGCUUUAGCUCAGCCAGGCCAGCAGGCCAGAAACCGACGAUAGGAUGACCUUCUUAUGGGCUUAAUCCUGCUGGGCAUCAGGGUUGGUUAGGGGUGUAGGGAUUAAACAGGUUUUGGUCUAUCCACCUCAGGUCUGUUUCUCUUUUUAGCCUAAACAAAAGAGCCUCAAGAAAAGGUGCAUGGCCUCCUACUCCUCCUGCCUACUCCCAGGAGGCCUUGUGGCCCAGCUGUCCCUUGCAUAAGCUCCGUAGUCUGGCUGCCACUCAGUGAAAAUAAAAACUGGAUUUUGUUGCCCCUUAAAACCAAGGUUGAACUAUGCAAAAGGGCGGGGUGGAGAAAUAGCUGUCAUCCCACAUAAUCCUGGGAAGCAAGCCAUGGGUGUUCCCGGCAGAAUCUGGUUGCUGCUGUGAAACCUAGGAGCUCCCACCUCCAGGCUCCCAACUCUCACCCAUCAUCCACAGCAGACUGCAGGACUACACCAUGGCAUGCUAAACGGUCUGAGCACCAUUGAGUUAGGCAUGCCUAAUUCUUGCGGAGAAGAGUGCGCCCAACUCUCCAGCUGGAGAAACUACAGAAGAACAGUGCCAUCUCGGUCUCGGUCUUGGGAGGCAGGCCUGACCUGGACCGUCUUCAGGUCACCUGAGAGAUCAAGAACCUCAGGCUCAUCACUUCUGUUGCUAUACAGUAGUUCAGAUUUGCACCUUUGUUCUUUAUUAGCCCCAGUAGCCAAGUCAACCCAAAAGCUAGGCCGGCACCUCUGGUUCAAUCAGUAUUCACACUGUGGAACUCUCAAAUUACAAUAGCUCUUUCCAGCAUUUUGGGCAGUGAUGCUGUUUAGAUUUUUUUUCCCAUUGUACAAUUACUGUGCUCACUUUCAAAAAGGAGAAUAUCAGUAUAAAAAAUUAAAACAUUAAUUGAUUGUUGUA
This is a messenger RNA of Pantherophis guttatus, 3390 nucleotides long. RefSeq names its product galactose-3-O-sulfotransferase 4 (gene GAL3ST4). Gene Ontology annotation, cellular component: membrane. Gene Ontology annotation, molecular function: galactosylceramide sulfotransferase activity. Lineage: Eukaryota; Metazoa; Chordata; Lepidosauria; Squamata; Colubridae. Gene Ontology annotation, biological process: glycolipid biosynthetic process. The record is from RefSeq and is a predicted model, not a curated record.